CGGACGCCUUCAUCAAGAGGUCAAAGUACUCCAUUUGGUUAUCCAUCGCCGGCGUCGCAUUGCUCUCCAUCGCAAGACGAGAUGAUCAGUCGCUCUAACGUCUCGCGCGAUGGUCACAUGAUUGUACAAGAUGCCCCACACCCACGAGAUGAGCAUCACACCGUGAAAACGACCAAUAGUGCCCAGCAGGCCAAGGCCCCCGCGCUGCCACGCAAGGUCCUCACCCUCCAGGAGCUUGUCGAGGUCAUAGACAUGGAAACGCAGUUGAACGAUGGUAUUGCCUUGCACAAGAAGGACGACAUCAAGCAAGCCCUUGUCGACUUCGACGGCAACAUGGACGUCCUCCAACGAUACGCCAAGUUCGACCCGACUCGCAACUAUACGCGCAACCUAAUUUCCACCGACAACACCUCGUACGCACUCAUGCUGCUGUGUUGGAACCGAGGCAAGUACAGCCCCAUCCACGACCACCCGUCCGACGGGUGCUGGGUGCGCCAUAUCCAAGGCACGCUCAACGAAGUGCGGUACUGGAACAACGGCGAAACACUCGUUGAAACCUCCAACAUCGUCAUCACCAGCGGUGUCUCGUACAUGGACGACUCGCUGGGCCUGCACAAAAUUGGCAACCCCAGCCAAGACGUCGAUGCGAUCACUUUGCACUUGUACUCACCACCAUAUGAAAAGUGCCGACUCUGGCUCGACCCGUGUGACGCCACCAAGUCGUCCACCGCCGUGGCCAAUUUCUAUUCAGAGUACGGGGAGCGAACCCAAGGGUAAACUGCAUUCCUAGUCGUGAGAGGAGGUUGUAUAAGGUGAUUCAUGUAUUUUCCGCCCAGUUGGCAGCCAAUCACAAUCAUCGAACUUGAUGAGUGAGAAUACUUCGUAACGUUAACGUUAAGAGCAUCCUGGUACGC
This is a messenger RNA of Aphanomyces astaci, 914 nucleotides long. RefSeq lists its product as hypothetical. Gene Ontology annotation, molecular function: cysteine dioxygenase activity; ferrous iron binding. NCBI's taxonomy places the organism in Eukaryota, Oomycota, Saprolegniomycetes, Saprolegniales, Verrucalvaceae. The coding region runs from base 82 to 777 and encodes 231 amino acids. Gene Ontology annotation, biological process: L-cysteine catabolic process. The transcript has a single exon. The record is from RefSeq and is a predicted model, not a curated record.